This is a messenger RNA of Symbiodinium pilosum, 196 nucleotides long. The record is from the annotation of a GenBank genome assembly. Lineage: Eukaryota; Dinophyceae; Suessiales; Symbiodiniaceae.
AUGGAGAAGAAGGCUAAGCAUCGGCAUUCUCGCGACCAGCCCGAGAGCCAUGCUCGCUGCAGCCACUGCGGUGUGGAAGCUGGGCCAGGGCGCUGGGAGAAGCGGAACCUCUACGAAGUUGUGGAACAUAUGGUCAAACCCAUGUGUGCCGAGCUGCAAGUCAGCUACGUCGAGCUGCUGCGACGUGGGCCUGAAG